Molecule: messenger RNA, 677 nt
Organism: Spizellomyces punctatus DAOM BR117
Lineage: Eukaryota; Fungi; Chytridiomycota; Chytridiomycetes; Spizellomycetales; Spizellomycetaceae
Product: DNA-binding protein
Exons: 2
Coding region: 134-478 (114 amino acids)
Source: RefSeq, a predicted model, not a curated record
AGAUCAUCCCCUUGGACUCGUAGUGAUCCAAACGUCAUCGGCAAACUUACGACUCUAGUGUGAUUCUUACAUUGGCAUUUAAAAACCACAGAAAGACAACCACCUCUAAAUCUUGAAAACAACCCACAAAAGGAUGAAAGAAACAGACCAAGUCGUCCAAGAAUUUCAUAGCCUCGUCAACAUGUCCCCAUCCGAACUACAAGCAUGGUUACAAACUGACGAGUCCCUAAACGUUGGAAUGACAAGAGAGAAUGAAGACGAAGCUGUUGGACAUCAAAGUGGUAGAAAGAUUAUCGAAAUCCUUGAACGGCAAGACCAAUACACUGAUCAAGAUAUUUCUCAUAUGCGGAAAGUGGUUUCUUAUAUUAAGCGGCAUUUGGCUCAACGGCAUCGAAUCAAGAGUGGUAAUGUUGAGCAUACGAGGUGGGCUUAUAGUUUAAAGAAUUGGGGACAUGAUCCUGUCAAGGUUGAAGAGUGAUUUAUAGGGGUGGAAUAUUUUGGAGGAAUGGGACGAUUUUGGUUUUAGGAUGGGAGGUUUUGAUGUUGAAGAUGACGAUUAUAGGGAGUCUAUUUUACGUACUUCAUGUCCUGCUGUACAAUGUUCAUUUUGGACUUGACAGUGUAAACCGUUUCUUGUUAAUUCGGCAUCGCCUUUGAGCAGAAUUUCUGUCCAUCGC